Meloidogyne enterolobii is the source of this 235-nucleotide messenger RNA. The record is from the annotation of a GenBank genome assembly. NCBI's taxonomy places the organism in Eukaryota, Metazoa, Nematoda, Chromadorea, Rhabditida, Meloidogynidae.
CGGAAGAUGGAUGUUGCGACUGCUGUAUAAUUAUGUGAAAGAUUAUUUAUGUAGAGGCUUUCGAAAGGACGUCAUUGAGGAUAUCUUUGUACUGUACCCCCUUUCGAGUUUAUUUUUGGGAGUUGAGAGCCGAUAUUUAUUAACUUUAUUUUUUUCCUUUUCUAUUAGAUCCAUUGAAAUUGUUAUUGGGAUUUUUAAAGAAUUUAUGGAACACAUCAGGGAUGUCACGGGUUGA